Messenger RNA from Tetrahymena thermophila SB210, 1035 nucleotides. RefSeq lists its product as hypothetical. The transcript has 7 exons. The record is from RefSeq and is a predicted model, not a curated record. Lineage: Eukaryota; Ciliophora; Oligohymenophorea; Hymenostomatida; Tetrahymenidae.
AUGUUGACGCUAGAAUAGGAUUCUUCAACACUAAAUAACUUAAUUACAAUUUAAAACUAAUUACCUUAAACUGUACAAGCAUAAAGCUAGGAAGGUAUUAAGAAUAAGCUGUUUGUAUAUAAAUAGCUCUAAAGCAUUUAAGCAUGUAGCUACAUAGACUAAAAAAACUAAAAAAUAAAAAAUUAUAAUUUCUCUAAAAACAAUGUAAGCAAUUAAAAAGAUUUAUUGACCAAAAAUUUCGAAUAAAACAAUUUUAAUAGAAGUAUUAUCUCUAAAGCUAAUUACUAUCAAGAACCAAAAAAUAAGAUGUCGUUAGAUGCCUACUUUGUUAAAGGCGAUAGUUCCUAAGAUCUUAAGAUCUAAAAUUUAAAAAUCCCAAGUAAAAAAAUGGAAAUAUUGAACCUUUUUGAUAGAAACUAAAUAGAUAAACCUUAAAAAAUAUAAAGCGAUUAUUAAAGCUAAUAGUAAAGACAAAAUUCAUUCUUAAAGAAUAGUUUUAAUUCUAAAUUUUAAUAUCACCAUGAGUCAGUCAACUAAUCAAGAAAUUCAUCUCUAAGUAGAGAUUCUUUAUAUCAAACCAAAAAUUCUGAGAGGCAGUUAUAGAAAAGCAGUUAAUAAAAUUUAUAGGUCUUAAAUAAAAAUAAAAAUGGCUUUUUUAGUUUUCAUGAUGAGAGAAAAACAUUUUAAACUGAAUCUCCUUUUAAUAAAAUAGCUAAAUAAUCUUUUUAAAUAACUUCUCCAAAGAUUUAAAUGAAUGAAGAACUAUAUUACAACAAAGAUCAAAAAUAUAUAAAUGCACUAAACAAUAAAAUAAUUCGUGAACAAAUAGACAAAAAGAUAAAAGAAUAAAUAUUUGGAAAGAGAGAAGCAUACAGCAACAAUAAAAGAAGACAUUCUAGUAUAACUGAAUAUGAAUAUUUAAAAACUGAGUGUGAAUAACUAAUCAAAACAUCUUUCAAAACAUAGAUAAGCAACCAUGGAAAUGCAUUUUAUAAUUCUGUAAUAUUAGUAGGUUAGUCUAAAUAUAGUUCGUGA